Olea europaea var. sylvestris is the source of this 2234-nucleotide messenger RNA. Its product is annotated as probable galacturonosyltransferase 9. Gene Ontology annotation, molecular function: polygalacturonate 4-alpha-galacturonosyltransferase activity. The record is from RefSeq and is a predicted model, not a curated record. The coding region runs from base 212 to 1885 and encodes 557 amino acids. Lineage: Eukaryota; Viridiplantae; Streptophyta; Magnoliopsida; Lamiales; Oleaceae. The transcript has 3 exons.
GGAGCCCACUAUUCUUCUUCUUCCACUGCUCAGAUCCAUCUCUCUCUCUCUCUCUUUCAACACUUCUUGCAAACAAAAAUGCACACAGCCUUAUAUAUCUAUAGUUCACUGUUACAUACAUAGCUCUAUUGCGAAUACACACCGAGCGUUUGCAAUUUUUCUGUAUAUAUAUAGUUAUUGUAGUCAGUGAUAAAUCCGUCCGGCGAUCGUGAUGGCGGUGGCUGUCCGCGGCGGAAGAGGUGGAUCGGGAGGCGGAUCCGGAUUCCGUAACUUUUUCAGCUACAGGAUCUUCGUGUCCGCCAUGUUCACUCUUCUCUUUCUCGCUACUCUCUCCGUGCUCUUUACCUCGUACCCCUCUCACCCUGACUCCGUGAUGGAGACUUCUGGAAAUGCAUAUGCACGCCGAACAUUUCUAGCACUGCAGUCUGAUCCAUCAAAGACGAGGUUAAAUUUGAUAUAUAAUCAAGCAAAUAAUCAUAUUGCCUUAGUGAAUGCAUAUUUCACUUAUGCUAGGAGGCUCAAGCUUGAGAUCUCUAGGCAGCUUAAGAUGUUUGAUGACUUGGCUAAGAAUUUUUCGGACCUUCAGUUGAAGCCAACAUAUCGCUUAGCAUUAUUUGAAUCUGACGGUCUGGUUGAUGAGGACGUGUUGAGGCAGUUUGAAAAGGAGGUCAAGGAUAAAAUCAAGGUUGCUAGGUUGAUGAUUGCAGAAGCCAAGGAGUCCUAUGACACUCAGUUAAAGAUUCAGAAAUUGAAAGAUACAAUAUUCGCUGUUAAUGAGUCGCUUUUGAAGGCCAAGAAGAAUGGGGCUUUUACUAGCUCGAUUGCAGCAAAAUCGACUCCCAAGAGUUUGCAUUGUCUUGCAAUGCGACUCAUGGAGGAGAGAAUUGCACAUCCUGAAAAGUACACGGAUGAUGAGCAGAAGCCUGAGUUUGAGGAUCCAAGCUUAUACCAUUAUGCUAUAUUUUCCGACAAUGUGAUUGCAAUAUCUGUGGUGGUGAACUCAGCUGUUAAGAAUGCAGAGGAACCUGAGAAGCAUGUUUUUCAUAUCGUUACUGAUAGGAUGAAUCUAGCUGCAACAAAGGUUUGGUUUAAGAUGAGGCCGAUACAAGGGGGAGCCCAUAUUGAGAUCAAAGCGGUGGAUGAUUACAAGUUCUUGACUCCCUCAUAUGUGCCAGUUAUUAGGCAACUCAAGUCUGCAAAUUUGCAGAAGUUUUACUUCAAAAACAGGGCAGAAAAUUCCACUAAAGACAUGAACAACAUGAAAUUUAGAAACCCCAAGUACUUAUUAAUGCUGAAUCACCUGCGGUUCUACUUGCCAGAAUUGUAUCCAAAGCUGCACAAAAUUUUGUUUCUGGAUGAUGACGUUGUAGUUCAGAAGGAUUUAACUGCUUUGUGGAGAAUUGAUAUGGACGGAAAGGUGAACGCAGCAGUUAAUACUUGCUUUGGGUCUUUCCGUCGUUAUGCUGAAUAUUUGAAUUUUUCUAACCCUCUCAUCAAGGAGAAGUUCAAUCCAAGAGCUUGUGCUUGGGCUUUUGGAGUGAAUAUGUUUGACCUUGAUGCUUGGCGAAAUGAAAAAUGCACUGAGCAAUACCAUUACUGGCAGAAUUUGAAUGAGGAUCAAACCUUAUGGAAAUUAGGCACGCUACCGGCUGGGUUGAUUACAUUUUACUCAACAACCAAGUCAAUGGAUAAAACAUGGCAUGUUCUGGACCUCGGAAUCAAUCCUGGUAUUAGUAUGGAUGAAAUCAAUAAAGCUGCUGUCAUCCAUUUCAAUGGAGACAUGAAGCCAUGGCUGGAUAUUGCUAUGAACCAUUAUAAGCAUCUCUGGACUAAAUAUGUUGAUGAUGAGAUGGAAUUCGUCCAGGCGUGCAAUUUUGGCUUGUAAAAUAGGAUUUUUACCGUAUUAACAACUGCAAGGUAAGACAGAAAUCAGUUCACAGUCAUUCCACUCCAUUGUUUAAGCUUUUAUAAAUCAUUCAUCUUAAGCUAAUACUUGCUAGUAUUUAUUUUCUCCUAAAGAAAAUUUGUUCUGUUAGGUGUUACUUUGCUGUUGUUAUCAUGUCAUGAACUAAAACGAAGGCGAAUGGCUUUGCAUACUCCAAAUUACAUUUUUGCUUGAUAGAUAUGGAAACUCAGAGAGUUUAUUGUGUCUUGCUUAAUUCUCUCUGACCAUUUGCACAGCCAAUGUCUUGAACUUGCCACCAAUUUCUAGUACAAAUGUUUGUACUUGCGCA